AAGAAUUCUCAUCUCAGCGGCACACAGCCGCAAACGCGUAGCCCGUACGAGCCGUACCACUGUCACCUCGAAUCAGUGUGGAUUCGGAUUCGUUCACGAGACACACGGGCAUUAAAGGUACAGCGCCGUGCUGAGUUCGAUCGACGCGACGCGUUUUUGUUUUUUCCACCGGAGCCACCAUUGUCUAUCGUGUGUUGUGCGUUAAAGUUAAGCUUCCGUCUUUUCGAUUCCGGGUGCCGGUCAGUUGUGGCUCCACGAUGUCGAAAAAGUUGACCAAAUUUCAAAUCAUUCUCGACCGUGGCGCCUUGCUGUAUCUGCCGGGCCAGGUGCUGUCCGGACGUGUGCUGCUCGAAACGCAGGCCGACACAGCCGUCCUCGGGCUGCACUUCCAUGUGCUGGGCGAGUGUACCGUGCACGUGCCGAAGGGACGCCGUGAUAAGUCGUACGACAAGGAAAACUACAUCGAUUUCCGCAUGAAGCUGCUGGACGAUUUCGACAACAAGCCGAUCCUGCUAUCGCCCGGCAUACACUGCUUUCCUUUCAAGCUGGGACUGCCCGUAUCGCUGCCGUCCACCUUUCUCGGUCGGCACGGUUGGGUGCAGUACUAUUGCAAGACGAGCCUGCAGGAAACGUCCGGCAUUACGCACAAGAAUCAGCAGGUGUUUAUCGUGCUGAAUCCCAUCGAUUUAAAUCUGGAAGUGCCGAUCAUGAGCAGUCCGCUCGAAGCAAACGUCGAGCAUCGUGUGGGUGUCGGAUACAUUGGUGGUACGGUGCGCUGCAACGUGGGACUGGACAAGCGGGCGUACGUACCGGGCGAGAGCAUUCUGCUCACCGGCGAGGUUCACAACCGUACGAAUGUGACCGUGAAGCUGCUCAAGUAUGCGCUCAUCGAGACGGUGAAAUACUUUGUGCACGGAAAGCUCGUCCAUCAGGAACGGCGUGAGCUGGAUGCGGUCGUGCGCGAUAAAAUAAAGUCCGGCGGACGAGAUGUGAUGCAGAAUGGUCAUCUGACGGUGCCACCGCUGCCACCCACCAAUCUGCUCGGAUGCCAUCUGAUCAAGGUGCAGUACAGCGUUUGUGUGCUGAUUGAGCCGAACCUGAUGGAGCGCCAGGAAGCCAUCCGGAUUCCGAUCACGCUCGGCACCUACCCGUUCCGGCGUGACGACGAGAACCUGCAGGAGUGGGUUGACAACUACGUGCAGUACCCUGCUGCGCUGCCCGUCUCACGUGGCACACCGUUUGAAGUGCUGCACUAACAAGCCCGCAGCCGCCUCUGCCGGAGGAUGUGAGCAUGUCACUCGAGAUUAACACAGCGAGAUCGAUGUGCAGAUACCCCCGUGUUCGGAAGAUGCACGGCCAACGUACGAUGGCGGUUAACAUCAGCACGUCGACAGCACACAUCGUGACUCGUGAACCCGAUUGCAGGUUUUUGCGUAAUAAAUCUAAUAAUAAAUUUAAAUUAAAACACGAAAAA
This is a messenger RNA of Anopheles stephensi (Asian malaria mosquito), 1474 nucleotides long. RefSeq names its product arrestin domain-containing protein 3-like. The record is from RefSeq and is a predicted model, not a curated record. Bases 258 to 1256 code for a protein of 332 amino acids. The transcript has 4 exons. Gene Ontology annotation, biological process: protein transport. Lineage: Eukaryota; Metazoa; Arthropoda; Insecta; Diptera; Culicidae. Gene Ontology annotation, cellular component: cytoplasm.